AUGGCCAAUGCUUUGCAAAUCCAGAUUUGUGACCUCGAUACGUACCAGCACUUAGCUACACCUUUGGACCAGCUCUACGGUCUUGCAGCCCGGGUCCCGUUCAUCAGAAUCUACGGCUCCUUGAAAGUCGAAACUGAAAGAGAUCUCGCUUACAAUGUCCUAGUUCACGUCCAUAACUACUACCCAUACGUGUAUAUCGACUGUCCAACCAAUAGACCGCUCGAUAAAACCUAUUUGAAUACCCUCAAGGACUAUUUCGAUAAGAAAAUUCACGACUCUUUUCAGAGAAAGCGCGUUGAAGACGAUGAGUCCGAUAGCGACAUCGAUGAGGACCCAACCCAGAGCUUGCGCUUUGUUGCUGCAGUAGAGUACUGUCGAGUAAAGCUUAUUACAUCGAACAAGGUCGAUGUGUGGAACUUUGAUGGCAAGCUCAAGAAAACCUAUGGCGUGCCAAACCUCUACGAAGCCCAUAUUCCUUACACUUCUCAGUUUCUUGCCGAUUUCAACCUUUACGGCUGUGGCUAUCUUAACGUAGAGGAGUGCCAUUUCCGGCUGCCAAUCGUUGGCCACUCCAAUGUCGACCUUUACCCUUUGAAAGAUUAUCUUUCACGUAUUGUUACCAAGAACAAUGUUCUUUUACCCACACGAUACCCAAGAAUCGGACGGUCGCUUCUUGAGAUAGACAUUACUUCAGGGCAAAUCCUUAAUCGCAUGAACCUCGUGCAAAGAACGAACCAUAAUGACCUAUCCGAAUUCAACUCUAAAAUGCCCGCUGAAAGUAUUUACUUGUCCUCCUUGAAAUUCACUUUCGAAGAUCUUAAGUAUCAAUGUUCUCUUCGAAACAUGGACGAUACAUCCCAGUUGCUCCACAAGCUGUAUUCUCAGGUUUUCAAAGCGAUAGGACAAAAAGGCUUUCAGGAGUGGGAAUCGUCCCCACGCUUUCGGGAAUUAAUGAAUUAUGUUGCAAAACUUAAUGCUGCUACGAAUUUUAACGACCCUAAUGAUUAUUAUGACAGGAAAAUUAAGCCCUCCUUACCCCAAAAUAUACCUACUUGUUUUGAGUCUGUUGACCACGACAAGGCAGAAGACCGGUUUCAGAAAGUUCGCUUGCUCAAUUACCGUGAUGAUUUGGUUCAGUGGGACUCCUACGACAAGUUGUUUACAAGUGAACAGGAAUUGACAGCCAACAAAACUACUGAUUAUAAUGACCAAUCUCAAACGCCAGCGAACGAUGCAGCUGAUAACGAUGUAAUCUAUGAUAGCUUAUCUCCAUCGCUGAGCCCUCGUCAAUUAGACUUACAGAUGACGUAUCCAGAUCAUCUGCUGGAUUCGUCCCAUUCCCCACAAAAUAAUGGCUUUGACCAGAGCCAGAGAAGUGCUCGAUGGCUACAACGAAAGCGUCCGUUCUCCCAGAUGGAAUCGAGUGAAUCGAAUUCCCUGUCUUCAACCUUUACCCAAACUCUGCAUUGUCUUCUCAGGUCUCCUAAGAACAUCUAUGAGCUCCAAGUCCCAAUUACAUUAAGGAAGUCGAAUUUCAUGAAGACAUUGCGCCAUUCUGGGCUAAUGGAUAUCGAGUAUACGGACCCUUCUUACUACAAGAAGGAAGACAUCCACUCGAAGCCGCUUGUUUUUGCCAACAAGAAAAUUGUUGUUCCACUUUUGGGCGAUAAUUCAUUGGGUCCGUAUCAGUUCAAAAGCGAGGAUAGCGGAUCUUGGGAACCACUGGACCCUGCAAGACCGACUUUCACUGCAAGUCGACCUCAGUAUUGGCAAUACAGCAAAGACCCCCCUACAAAAAAGUUUAUGAAAGACUGGGUUGACGUGGUUGAGUCCAACAUUCAGUACAAGAAAGAAAGAUUCAAGUCACAAAUAGAGCCAGCUGUAACGCAAACCUACGAUUUUAAGUAUUCAUACAGGGCUGAUAAAGUUGCCAGGAACCCGAGUGGUUUCCUAAGUAUGACAAAUCUCCAUAUGGAAUUGCAUGUCAACACGAAUAAUAACAUGGAACCUGAUCCUAAGUCUGAUCCAGUCAGUGCAAUCAUCUACCAUUUUGAUGAUGCAAACGCUAUGCACCGUGAAACACCUUAUACAACGGCCAUUUUCGUGUGUCUAGAAGGAUUAGAAUAUUAUUUCUACCAGGAGAUCUUUGCUAGGGUUUCAGUAUUUUUGAAGACGAAGGUGAGAGUUUUCACGUCUGAAAAGGAUAUGAUAACGACCUUUUUGGACUAUGUCGAUACCUUUGACCCCGACAUUCUUUCCGGUUACGAAAUUAAUGCAUCAAGCUGGGGAUAUCUUGCUGAGCGCUUUCAAGUGAAGUAUGAAACAAAUCUUUUAGCGAGACUCAGCCGUUCAAGUUUCAAAAGUAACGGCAAAUUUGGGGACCGUUGGGGCUACACUCAUACGUCCGCUCUCAAAAUUAACGGCCGUCAUCUACUCAAUAUUUGGAGAGUGCUUCGUUCGGAGCUCAGUCUCACAUCGUAUUCUCUAGAGAAUGUCUGCUUUCAUUUACUUCAUCAAACCCUUCCCAAGGUGGUGAGCCUUGAUCUUAGUAAGUGGUUCAGAAGCGGCAACUUCAACAAGACAUUCAUGUUUUGCAAGUAUCAUAUACAUCGUCUUGGCCUCACCCUAAAGAUCAUGAAUGUUCAGGAGAUGAUAUUGAGGAAUGUGGAACAGUCAAGAUUGAUCGGUAUCGACUUUAACUCUAACUUUUAUCGUGGAUCCCAGUUUAAGGUGGAGUCUAUUCUUCUUCGUAUAGCGAAGGAAGAAAAUAUGCUUCUCAACUCUCCAUCAAAGAAUCAAGUUCACGAUAUGCGAGCAUUGGACUCCAUUCCGCUCAUCAUGGAACCUGAUUCAAACUUUUACAAGUCCCCUCUUGUUGUCCUAGACUUUCAAUCGUUAUAUCCUUCGAUUAUGAUCGCUUACAACUAUUGUUAUUCAACUUUGUUGGGACCUAUUGAGGGCUUCCAUCAGAACAAGAAUGUGGUUGGUUAUCUUCCCCAUCUUAAGCUACCGCAGGGUAUUAUAGAUAUACUCUCAAAAAACGAAGGUAUCAACGUGUCACCCAACGGUAUGAUGUUCGUUUCGAGCAAAUUUCGCAAGUCAAUCUUAUCAAGGAUGUUGCAAGAAAUCUUGAAUAUGCGAAUCAAUGUUAAAGCUGUCGCAGGGGCAUUCAGGGAAGAUGUUGAACUUGCAAAACUUUAUAACCUGAAGCAAUUGGCCUUGAAGUUGAUCGCUAAUGUGACCUACGGAUAUACAUCAGCCAGUUUCAGUGGUAGAAUGCCGAACUCAGAUAUAGCUGAUGCUAUUGUCUCAACUGGAAGAGAGAUCCUUACAAAAUCUAUUGAAAUCAUCGAGAGUAGUCCUGUUAAUGCCAAAGUUGUCUAUGGAGAUACUGAUUCGCUUUUCGUUUACUUCCCUGGUCGAUCGAAGGAGGACGCGUUUAAGUAUGGCAAAGAACUUGCAAAAGAGGUCACUGAUUUCUUCCCUGACCCUAUUAAAUUGAAAUUUGAAAAAGUGUACCAUCCUUGUGUCUUGCUAGCCAAAAAGAGAUAUGUGGGACACUGCUAUGAGUUUGAGGAUCAACUUAUCCCAAAAUUUGAAGCUAAAGGUAUCGAAACGAUUAGAAGAGAUGGUAUACCAGCCCAGCUGAAGAUGGUUGGAAAAACCUUGAGAAUCCUUUUUGAAACCAAAAAUCUCUCCAAAGUAAAGCUGUACACUGUCGAGCAGUUUCAGAAAAUCUUUCUCAAUAAGGUCAAUGUGAAAGACUUUUGCUUUGCUAAAGAGGUUCGUUACGGCUCAUAUAAGAACGACAAGUAUUUGCCGCCGGGUGCUAUUUUGGCUCAGAAGAAAGCUUCAAAAGAUCCCAGAAGUGAACCUCAAUACCGUGAGCGGAUACCUUACCUAGUCAUCAGGGAUUCAAGAAAAGAACGAAUCAAGGACAGAUGUGUUACUCCAGAUGAAUAUGUUUCGUCCUACAGCACCGAUAAUCCUCUCGAGUUGGAUUUCGAGUAUUACAUCACCAGAGUCUUGAUUCCCCCAUUGGAAAGAGUGUUCAAUUUGAUGGGGGUCAAUAUUCAAGAAUGGUACCGUGAAAUGCCCAAAUCUACCAGGCAGCUUGCAAUCAAGAAGAAAGACAUUAUCAACAUCAGUGAGUUCGUGCAAUCGGACCAAUGCUAUUCGUGUGAAGGAAGCAUGAAGGACUCAACUUCCAAAUACCUAUGUCAAAGGUGCCUUGAACACGAGAUUGGGCUUACAACGGAUAUUGUCUCCGUUGUCAAAGAUAAAGAAGUACAGGUAUUGGACUACCAGAACAUAUGUAUUGCUUGCAACAAACGCAACUUUGCCAAUACUGCUAGUGUCCAAUAUGUCUCCCACUGUGCCAAUGGCGAUUGCCAAAUCUACUACGGGCGCGUUAAAGCAUCAAGGGAAUUUGAUCAUCUACUGGAUGGCAGUAAGCAGGUGAUGGGAGAGUUAAAUCUACAGUGGUAA
Messenger RNA from Candidozyma haemuli, 4488 nucleotides. RefSeq names its product Rev3p (gene REV3). Gene Ontology annotation, biological process: double-strand break repair via homologous recombination; error-prone translesion synthesis. Gene Ontology annotation, molecular function: DNA-directed DNA polymerase activity; DNA binding; nucleotide binding. The record is from RefSeq and is a predicted model, not a curated record. Bases 1 to 4488 code for a protein of 1495 amino acids. The transcript is spliced from 2 exons. Lineage: Eukaryota; Fungi; Ascomycota; Pichiomycetes; Serinales; Metschnikowiaceae. Gene Ontology annotation, cellular component: zeta DNA polymerase complex; nucleus.